GUAACAUAGUUCCUUACAGAGCAAUCGUAAGAGCAUCUUUAUCGGUGUCCUUAGCCUGAUUUCUAAGGAUUAUUGGGCCAAAAUUAAAUCAAAAAGGCUUAAAUUACUAAGAAACGAAAGUAAAUUGUCCUUAUUUAAGAAGUUUUGUCGAUGUUCCUUAGUGCCAGCUGGCUGAAUGCGAUUGGGUGUGGAAGUGGUGUAGGGCAAUGUCGUUUUGCCUUCUGAAAAUCAAUUGCAUGUUCUCUGGACUCUCUCUCUCUCGACACCGCCAUAGAUUGUGUGGUUUGCUGAGGAUUGUUUGGUUUGCUCCCGAUCUGUACCACGGAAGUUUCCUAGUCUCUCUCAUCUCUAUCUCUCUCCGACUCCGUCGGUUUCGAAUCCAAAUCAUAAUCCGUCAUCGUCAGCGAGUUCUUCUGUUAGGCUGCCAACACUACUGGUGAAGUUUUGGAGAGGUGGAAGGGAGAAGAGUGACAAGAAGACUAUCGAGAAACGAGCAAGCAGGAGACUCUUCGCGAUCUUUCUCGCCGAAUCCACGCGAAUUCCGUUGGAAACGAACUUCGAGUUCGCAUUCGUCACCUGAAAUCUGGUCUUUCGACGGCCGCUUCGCGAAUCUGUCGAAGGUGGAAGAGGAAGAUGAUUGUGGAAUCAUUUAUCAAUCGUCUGUGAGAAAUCGAAGGUGGAAGAGGAAGACGUUCAUAUGUGUCCUACCAAUAAUCAACAGAUUAAGAAAAGUCUUUCACUUUGUUCCUUAAACCAAAAAUAAUAUUAAAAAAUGCUAAGGACUCAAAACCGAUAAUGAUGCUCUAAGUGAAAGAAUCCUUCUUCUUCGUCGUCUUCUCCCCCGAUCAUCUCAAGUUUCUCCGGCGAGGUAUCUCCUUCCUGCAAAUUUGUUCCCACUUCGUUUCCUAGCUGAGACAAAAGCGAGAUAGAAAUAGAGAACGAAAAAGAUAGAUAAGAGAUAGAGAUGAGCACGAGUUGGCAUUUGGAUUCUUAACCUUCAGUUCUGAGCAACCUAUAUGCUAUUUUUAUUCACCCAGGAUCAAGAAGAAUGGAUAGAAGUGAAAUUAUCAAUCAGUUCUUGAAGUUACGUGAGUCUUUUGCAAAGAAAGAUUACAAACUCUGGGUGGAUCUCUGGCCCGCUUUCGAAAUGAACUUUAAAGACUUCGUGGGAAGGCAUGGGAGUACACCUCUCCCUGACCCUGACUAUGACUUUUUUGAGGGGUUUGAGCCCACUGAUACAGAAGAAUUAGUAGCAGAGUUUGCAAGCGCUUCAUUACUACUACCUCCUCCUGUUAACAAGGCCCCACCACCACCACCUGUUAAUGAUUCAGCAGCAGCACCAGAUGGUAUAUCUCAACGACUCUCUGAAGCGCAUAGACUAGCUGAAGAAGCAUUUGUCAUGGUCAACACAUUGUCCCUCGAUGGUUCCAUCAGGCUCAACAGAGACUCGGUUGCACAUCUAGAAGGCUGUCAAACCAAUAUCACAGCAGCAACAGAAGCUCUACAAUUGGCGACUAAUCUUCUUUCAGAAGCCCGAAGUAUCAAGCAAGAUGAGUCGUUAACUGAUCUUCUAAGUGAUUUGUGAUUUGUGAUUUGUCUCUAUCUGGUGUAAUAUUUGACUUCACUGGCUAUCGUAUAGUUGACACAUCUAGUGUAAUAUUGACCGAAAGAACGUUUUGAAUCCGGCUACUCUCUUAACAUUUUGCUUUGGGUUUGUACAUAU
Messenger RNA from Raphanus sativus (radish), 1723 nucleotides. RefSeq lists its product as uncharacterized. The coding region runs from base 1049 to 1585 and encodes 178 amino acids. The transcript has 3 exons. Lineage: Eukaryota; Viridiplantae; Streptophyta; Magnoliopsida; Brassicales; Brassicaceae. The record is from RefSeq and is a predicted model, not a curated record.